AUGCCGGACCGUGUCCACCGUGCUCAGCCAUGGGCCCCAAGCAGAGUUGCUACUGUGGCAAGCAGGAAACGACGAGACGAUGUGUCGAAACAAACUAUGAGACGGGAUGGAGCUGCGGUGCCGUGUGCGGCGACAUCAUGCCGUGCGGCGAGCACACUUGCCAAAGACCCUGUCACGAAGGCCUCUGUGGCGCGUGUACCGCCGAGGUUGACGCCCGAUGCUACUGUGGAAAGGUGGAAAGGAAGAUAUCAUGCAAUGAACGAGGCGAGGAGAAACGAAGCAGUGACUGGAUUGGGCUCUUCGACUGCGGUCAACCAUGUGACAGACCCCUGGACUGUGGAGUUCAUCGCUGCGAAAAGGCAUGCCAUCCCCAAGAUGCGACAAUACCACACUGCCCGAGGUCGGUCGACGUCGUUACCCACUGUCCCUACCCAAUUCCGAGCUGCGAAAAGGAAUGUGGGAAAUCAUUACCAUGCGGUCACAAAUGCACGCAGAUUUGCCAUCAUGGAAGAUGCAGCCCUUGCACCCUCAAAGUCGCUCAACCAUGUCGGUGUGGUCGCAAUUCGUUUGACGUCGUCUGCCACGAUGCGACCGAGGAACCACCUCAGUGCACACGUUUGUGCAAGGCUACCCUCAAUUGUGGUCGCCACGAGUGCGGUGAACGAUGUUGCACGGGAGAGCGCAAAGCUUCUGAGCGUCAGGCCACCAAGCGAAAGCUCAAACCGCUAG
This is a messenger RNA of Fonsecaea multimorphosa CBS 102226, 729 nucleotides long. RefSeq lists its product as uncharacterized. Lineage: Eukaryota; Fungi; Ascomycota; Eurotiomycetes; Chaetothyriales; Herpotrichiellaceae. The record is from RefSeq and is a predicted model, not a curated record. The coding region runs from base 1 to 729 and encodes 242 amino acids. The transcript has 2 exons.